CUAACAGGAAAAAUUAUUUGAAAAAUUCUCAACAAAAACAUCUACAUUUGAUUUCACUGUAACAGGAAGAAGAACCUUGCUAUCUGCUGAGCUAAGACGAGGAUCUCUCCUCCUAAUCUGGGCUUCCUGUCAUGGAUGAAGAGACCCAGCACAGCCUUGAAUGCAUCCAGGCCAAUCAGAUCUUUCCCAGGAAGCAAUUGAUUCGAGAGGAUGAGAAUCUUCAGGUUCCUUUCCUGGAGCUUCACGGCGAGAGCACAGAGUUCGUGGGCCGGGCUGAGGACGCCAUCAUCGCGCUGUCCAAUUACAGGCUGCAUAUCAAGUUCACAGAAUCUCUUGUGAAUGUUCCAUUACAGCUCAUAGAGAGUGUUGAAUGCCGAGAUAUAUUUCAACUUCAUUUGACUUGCAAAGACUGCAAAGUUAUCAGGUGUCAGUUCUCAACCUUUGAGCAGUGUCAAGAAUGGCUUAAGAGAUUGAACAAUGCAAUCCGGCCUCCUUCCAAGAUAGAAGAUCUCUUCUCAUUUGCCUAUCAUGCUUGGUGCAUGGAGGUUUAUGCCAGUGAGAAGGAACAACAUGGUGACUUGUGCCGGCCAGGGGAGCACGUCACAGCAAGAUUCAAAAAUGAAGUUGAGCGGAUGGGUUUUGAUAUGAACAAUGCCUGGAGAAUCUCCAACAUCAAUGAGAAGUACAAACUGUGUGGCAGUUACCCACAGGAACUCAUCGUGCCAGCCUGGAUUACUGACAAGGAGCUAGAAAGUGUAGCAAGCUUCAGGUCCUGGAAACGAAUCCCUGCUGUGGUCUACAGGCACCAAAGUAAUGGGGCUGUCAUUGCUCGUUGUGGGCAGCCUGAGGUCAGCUGGUGGGGCUGGCGGAAUGCAGAUGAUGAGCACCUUGUGCAGUCUGUGGCCAAAGCUUGUGCCUCUGACUCCAGGUCAAGUGUUGGGAAAAUACUCAAUGGAAAUUGCUCUCGGGAGUUCUCCAAUGGAGGUGACCUUUCAGAUGUGGAAUUUGAUUCUUCUCUGUCAAAUGCUUCUGGAGCAGAGAGCUUAGCUAUCCAGCCUCAGAAGCUUUUAAUUUUGGAUGCACGUUCCUAUGCAGCAGCUGUGGCAAACCGAGCCAAAGGAGGUGGCUGUGAAUGCCCAGAGUAUUAUCCCAACUGUGAAGUGGUGUUUAUGGGCAUGGCAAACAUUCAUUCAAUUCGGAAGAGCUUCCAGUCCCUGCGAUUGCUGUGUACACAGAUGCCUGACCCGGGAAAUUGGCUUUCUGCUCUCGAAAGUACCAAGUGGUUGCAGCAUCUCUCAGUAUUGUUGAAGUCGGCUCUGCUGGUUGUUCAUGCUGUGGACCGUGAUCAGCGGCCUGUGUUGGUCCACUGCUCUGAUGGCUGGGACCGGACACCCCAGAUUGUGGCGCUAUCUAAGCUUCUGCUCGAUCCCUACUACCGAACCAUAGAGGGCUUCCAGGUGCUCGUGGAGAUGGAAUGGCUGGAUUUUGGCCAUAAGUUUGCUGAUCGCUGUGGCCACGGGGAAAACUCGGAUGAUCUGAAUGAACGUUGUCCAGUGUUUCUUCAGUGGUUGGAUUGUGUCCACCAGCUCCAGAGGCAGUUCCCUUGCUCUUUUGAGUUCAAUGAAGCAUUCCUUGUCAAGUUGGUACAGCACACCUACUCUUGCCUCUUUGGGACAUUCCUGUGCAACAAUGCGAAGGAGAGAGGAGAGAAACACACACAGGAAAGGACCUGCUCCGUCUGGUCUCUGCUCCGGGCGGCCAACAAGGCCUUCAAGAACCUGCUCUAUUCUUCGCAGUCAGAAACUGUGCUAUAUCCAGUGUGCCAUGUGCGAAACCUAAUGCUGUGGAGUGCUGUGUACCUCCCGUGCCCCUCCCCUUCCACACCUGCUGAUGAUACCUGUGCUCCAUACCCAGUCCCUGGUGCCAGUCCUGAAGAUCAGCCUCUGAGUAGGCUACCAAAGACACGGUCGUUUGACAACCUCACAACAGUCUGUGACAGCAACGUGCCGCCCACCAGCCGGCGCAGCAGUGACCCCAGCCUCAAUGAGAAGUGGCAAGAGCAUCGGCGCUCCCUGGAGCUGAGCAGCCUGGGCAGCCCAGGGGAGGAGCCUUGUGAUGGAGACUCUUUGGGCAAACCAGGCAGGGCCUUGGUGGGAGCCGAGCUCUCAGUGGCUGCGGGCGUAGCAGAGGGGCAGAUGGAAAACAUCCUGCAGGAAGCCACUAAAGAAGACAGCGGGCUGGAGGAAGCCCCCCGGAGGAGCAAUGCCGAGGUGGCCGAGACCAAAGAGGGGGCUCUCCUGGAGAAGAGUGGGAAGGAGGACCCUGAGCACUCCAUUCCUAAGAAACCAGAAAUGGCACGAGGAGCUCUGAUGACUUCUCCAGGAAAUAGUGCACAUCAGCUCUUGGCAGGUUUCCCUGGGCAGCAGCCCGACGAGCCAGGGACUCUGCCCAGCAACCCCCAGGAGGCCCCUAGGAGGCCUGGCCUGCAGGAAGGUCCUGGGGAGACACCAGGGGACAGUGACACUCCACAGGAUGUGGAUGUAGAGAGCCACCCAUCCCCACUGCACCCCGAAGUUCCCUAUGGCUCCUCCCCGCCCCCAGCAGUGCCCCUGGGAGCGAGAACCUCCACUGCAGAAAGCUGUGUGGAAACAGUAAGAGAAGGGGAGGUCAGCGUAGAUGAGCUCCCCAAAGGGCCCAGUCAUAGACCUUGCCUCCUGGACAGUGGGGACGAUGAACUUUCUCGAGCUGAUGAGGAGCACCUGGUAGACAGGGCCAGGGCGGGCUCCAGAGUACCCAGGACUUCCCAUAGCCCAAUGCCUUCUUCCUGUGCCUUGCCCUUCGUGGAACCUAAAGAGGAGAUUGUGUGUAACGGAGACCUGGAGAUAGAGAACAAGGCCCUGGAGAACCCCCUGGGGCUGACGGUGCCCCAGAGAUACCCUGCCCCGAACGGACACUGUCUGGAUGGAGAGCACGGCAGGGCGAAAGGGCCCUGGAGUCGGCGGGUGGCUGCUGCCAGCAGUGGCUGUGCCCAGCUCCCCUUGCGGAGCGCUCAGGCCAAAUGGCUGCAGGGCCAGGCAGGCAGGCAGCCUGCGGCGGCCGGGGCCGGCAGUCCGGAGCAGCCCACUCGCAGUCACCUGGACGAUGACGGGAUGCCAGUCUACACGGACGCCAUCCAGCAGCGCUUGCGCCAGAUCGAAACGGGCCACCAGCAGGAAGUGGAGACGCUGAAGAAGCAGGUUCAGGAGCUGAGAAGCCGCCUGGAGAGCCAGUGCCUGAACAGCUCCCUGCGCUUCAAUGGGGACUUUGGGGACGAAGUGGUGAGUAUGCUGGGUCUCAUCAGGCGGCGCCGGCUGCAGAGACUUGCCUCUGGGCCUCGGGUCCGGCGCCUCUCCUGCUCAGAGUCUGGGGAUUGGUAAGGAGCCGCAGCCGCCUGCUUCCUGAAGGGGCUGUCCCGGAGGCGGCAGGUUCGGAGGGGAAGGUGGCGAGAGAGAGCCUCGCGGCCGGACCGCCGCGCUAGCGUCCCUCCUUCGGCUCGCUCGCAUCUCCGGGGGUGGCGGUCCUUUCGGUGGGGCUCACGCGAGGACAGCCAGAGUCACGCGGUGCGUGCAGAUGUCUCCCGAGACAGACAGGACUGCGCGCAUCGACAAGGAUGGAGCUCCUGGAGAAAGCCGGCGCGGGUGGCCUCAGCCCCCGCUGUUCUUGUCGAAGUGGAACGCCUGCACGACUUAGA
Molecule: messenger RNA, 3730 nt
Organism: Gracilinanus agilis (Agile Gracile Mouse Opossum)
Lineage: Eukaryota; Metazoa; Chordata; Mammalia; Didelphimorphia; Didelphidae
Gene: MTMR3
Product: myotubularin related protein 3
Exons: 17
Coding region: 132-3416 (1094 amino acids)
Biological process (GO): dephosphorylation; regulation of autophagy
Molecular function (GO): protein phosphatase binding; phosphatidylinositol-3-phosphate phosphatase activity; phosphatidylinositol-3,5-bisphosphate 3-phosphatase activity
Source: RefSeq, a predicted model, not a curated record